AUGGGACUGCAAGAAGUGGACUGGAAGCAAGUUCCUGUCAUUGCUGUAGAAACCCAUGGAAGUAAUGCAUUUCAAGCAGCGGUGGUGGCGGGCAAAAUGGUCACCUUGCCGGAGGUCCGGACGAUUGCUCACAGUUUGGCGGUACGGUCUGUCUGCGCCAAGUCCCUGGAAUUAAGUUUGGUCCAUCCCGUCGUUCCCUUUGCUGUCAGUGAUGCCAUGGCCGCAGACGCUGUUCGUCUGUUUGCAGAUGAUAACAAAAUGCUGGUGGAGGCGGCAACGGGUGCAGCAUUAUCACUGUGUUAUACGCAAAUUAUUCGCGACAUAUUACCUUCUCUCUCCAUUGAGAGUGAUGUGGUCGUCCUGGUUACAGGGGGCUCGGAUAUCAGCUUAAGUCAUUUGGAUGAGUAUCGCAAAAAGUAUCUUCAGCCACCGGUGGUGGUGAAAAGUGGCAGCGAAGUAUUCCUGAAAAUGGAUGACUCGUUGACCAACGUCCAAGAAGUCAAUAUGGAUCACCCAUCCGGUAUCUCUGAACAAAUGCUCGAAGAAAUCGAACAACGUCGACAAGCCUCCUCCCAUCUUUCGGACGAACCAUCACAAACCGUACUGGAAGACAUUGACGAAACCCCUUCUGUACAAACCACCGACAUCCUCUUCUAA
Messenger RNA from Radiomyces spectabilis, 657 nucleotides. RefSeq lists its product as uncharacterized. NCBI's taxonomy places the organism in Eukaryota, Fungi, Mucoromycota, Mucoromycetes, Mucorales, Radiomycetaceae. The record is from RefSeq and is a predicted model, not a curated record. The transcript has 2 exons. Gene Ontology annotation, biological process: L-threonine catabolic process; L-serine catabolic process. Gene Ontology annotation, molecular function: L-serine ammonia-lyase activity; threonine deaminase activity. The coding region runs from base 1 to 657 and encodes 218 amino acids.